This is a messenger RNA of Ananas comosus (pineapple), 3399 nucleotides long. Its product is annotated as probable alpha,alpha-trehalose-phosphate synthase [UDP-forming] 7. Gene Ontology annotation, molecular function: catalytic activity. NCBI's taxonomy places the organism in Eukaryota, Viridiplantae, Streptophyta, Magnoliopsida, Poales, Bromeliaceae. The coding region runs from base 288 to 2933 and encodes 881 amino acids. The transcript is spliced from 4 exons. Gene Ontology annotation, cellular component: cytosol. Gene Ontology annotation, biological process: trehalose biosynthetic process. The record is from RefSeq and is a predicted model, not a curated record.
CAGCUCUCCCCAGUUGCCAACGGAGAUUUGAUAUAAUAAAUAUAAUUUUUUUUUUUUUUUUUUUUGGCCUCUCCUUCUCUGUAUUGUUCGGUCCUCGUUCUCUCCUCUACCUCCCUGAAUCUCGCCGCGUCGAAGGAGAACGAGAACGAGGAGAGGGCGAAGUGGUGUUGGUUCGAAUUCGGUCGUCGUUGAUUCAGGUAUUCGUUCGUCGUUGAUUCAGGUAUUCCAUUUCUGAUCGAAUCGAAUCGGAUCGAGUGUUGCCAGGGUUUGAUCCGCCGGCGAAGAAGAUGAUGUCGAGAUCGUACACGAACCUUCUGGAUCUCGCGGCGGGGAACUUCGCCGCCUUGGGCGGCGGCGGAGGGGGCGGCGGCGGCGGCGGCGGGGGGCGAUCGGGGCUGAAGCGGAUGCCGAGGGUGAUGACGGUGCCGGGGACGCUGUCGGAGAUGGAGGACGAGGAGCGCGCGAACAGCGUGUCCUCCGACGUGCCCUCGUCGCUGGCCCAGGACCGGAUCAUCAUCGUGGCGAACCAGCUCCCCGUGCGGUCGAAGCGCCGCCCCGACGGGCGCGGGUGGAGCUUCGGGUGGGACGAGGACUCGCUCCUCCUCCAGCUCAAGGACGGGCUCCCCGACGACAUGGAGGUGCUGUACGUGGGCUCCCUCCGCGUGGACGUGGAGCCGCACGAGCAGGACGACGUGUCCCAGACCCUGUUCGAGCGGUUCAAGUGCGUCCCGGCGUUCAUCCCCCCCGAUCUGCUCGACAAGUUCUACCACGGGUUCUGCAAGCAGCAGCUGUGGCCGCUCUUCCACUACAUGCUCCCCUUCUCCGCCGACCACGGCGGCCGCUUCGAUCGCGGGCUCUGGGAGUCGUACGUGCUCGCCAACAAGCUCUUCUCGCAGAAGGUGAUCGAGGUCCUCAACCCCGAGGACGACUACGUCUGGAUCCACGACUACCACCUCAUGGUGCUCCCCACCUUCCUCCGCCGCCGCUUCAAUCGCCUCCGCAUGGGCUUCUUCCUCCACAGCCCCUUCCCCUCGUCGGAGAUCUACCGGACCCUCCCCGUCCGCGAGGAGAUCAUCAAGGCGCUGCUCAACUGCGAUCUCAUCGGAUUCCACACCUUCGACUACGCCCGCCACUUCCUCUCCUGCUGCAGCCGCAUGCUCGGCAUCGAGUACCAGUCCAAGAGGGGCUACAUCGGCCUCGACUACUUCGGCCGCACCGUCGGGAUCAAGAUCAUGCCGGUCGGCGUCCACAUGGGCCAGCUCCAGUCGGUGCUCCGCCUGCCCGACAAGGAGUGGCGCGUCGCGGAGCUGCGCCAGCAGUUCGAGGGGAGGACUGUUCUAUUGGGCGUCGACGACAUGGACAUCUUCAAAGGCAUCAAUCUCAAGCUUCUUGCUUUCGAACACAUGCUCAGGUUCCAUCCCAAGUGGCAAGGGAGGGCGGUCCUCGUCCAGAUUGCGAACCCGGCCCGCGGCCGCGGGAAGGACCUCGAAGAAAUAAAGGCCGAGAUACGAGACAGCUGCAAGAGGAUCAAUGAUGAGUUCGGGCGGCCGGGUUACAGCCCCGUCGUGUUUAUCGAUCGCUCCAUGCCCAGCGUCGAGAGGAUCGCCUACUACACUGUAGCUGAAUGCGUUGUGGUGACUGCGGUGAGGGACGGGAUGAACCUCACCCCGUACGAAUACAUCGUCUGCAGGCACGGGAUUUCUGGGUCCGAUUCUGAAUCCGAGGCCGACGGCCCGCGAAGGAGCAUGCUGGUUGUGUCGGAGUUCAUCGGCUGCUCGCCCUCGCUGAGCGGUGCGAUCCGCGUGAACCCUUGGAAUAUAGAAUCAACAGCCGAAGCGAUGAAUGAGUCCAUAUCGCUGUCUGACGCUGAAAAGCAGCUGCGGCAUGAGAAGCACUAUAGAUACGUCAGCACGCAUAACGUGGCUUAUUGGUCGAAGAGCUAUCUGCAGGACUUGGAGAGGGCUUGUAAGGAUCACUUUCGGAGGAGGUGCUGGGGAAUCGGGUUAGGCUUUGGUUUCAGGGUGGUCGCGCUUGAUCCCAAUUUCAGGAAGCUUAAUGUGGAUGCCAUUCUCUCAGCUUAUGAGAGAUCUAAGAGCAGGGCGAUAUUGCUGGAUUAUGAUGGGACGGUGGUGCCGCAGACAUCUAUUAACAAGACUCCAAGUUCGGAGGUUAUAAGGAUCAUUAAUGCUUUGUGUUCGGAUAAGAAGAAUGUGGUUUUUAUUGUCAGUGGGAGAGGGAGGAACAGCUUAGGUAGGUGGUUUGCCCCGUGUCCGAAGCUCGGCAUCGCAGCUGAACAUGGUUACUUUUUGAGGUGGUCUGGAGAUGGAGAAUGGGAAACCAGCAGCCAGAGCUCAGACUUUGGAUGGAUGCAGAUGGCGGAGCCAGUCAUGAAACUAUAUACAGAAGCCACUGAUGGGUCAUACAUUGAAACCAAAGAAAGUGCUCUUGUAUGGCACCAUCAAGAUGCUGACCCUGGCUUUGGCUCGGCUCAAGCAAAGGAAAUGCUCGAUCAUCUUGAGAGUGUGCUUGCGAAUGAGCCAGUCUCCGUCAAGAGUGGUCAGUUCAUUGUUGAAGUCAAGCCUCAGGGAGUCAGCAAAGGCUUAGUAGCGGAGAAGAUCCUCUCCUCCAUGAAGGAGAGCCGGAGGCAAGCGGAUUUAGUGCUGUGCAUCGGGGACGACAGGUCGGACGAGGACAUGUUCGAGGGCAUUGCCACCACAAUUUCGAGGAGCUUGGUCGACCCCAACACAGCCCUCUUUGCCUGUACCGUCGGCCAGAAACCCAGCAAGGCCAAGUACUAUCUUGAUGACACGGCCGACGUCCUAAACAUGCUCGGAGCCCUCGCGGAAGCCUCCAAAGAGGCCAGUGUACUAGAGGCGUUGAGUGGAGAAGAGUCGGCGCCGUCCUCCGACGAUGAAACUGAUAAACCCCAGUGAGAGCUAAUAUUCAACUAAACUCUGCAGUUUAGAAAGAUCAUUCUUUUUUUGGGUUGGUUGUUCAGAAAAACUGGGAGUAUAUCAACUAAUUGGUCUUUGUUAAGAAUUCUCGUUCCAUCAGCCGACUUUUUCCAUCUGGAGUUGGGGCAUUCAAAGGGUUCCGAAGUUUCUCAAGGCUCCCAAUAUUAGUUGCAUUUGUUGAUAACUAAUUCAAGGGUUUUCCUUUUUCUUUUUUUUUUUUUUUUUUCUUUACUAAACAAAUCUCAGAGACAGCAGAAGCGGUGAACGACGAGGGAGAAACCUAUCAUUAUAUAUCAAUGUAAGAAUCAAUGGGGCGUGGAAAUGCCUCCUUCUAUCGUUCUACUGGCUAAAGAAAUUUGUGUAGUUCCGUCUCUGACAGUGUUAACAAAUGAAUAUUCAAUGACAACAUUUUCUUGCUGUGAAUUAUUUGUUUCUUAUUUGGUUU